Molecule: messenger RNA, 434 nt
Organism: Bactrocera neohumeralis
Lineage: Eukaryota; Metazoa; Arthropoda; Insecta; Diptera; Tephritidae
Exons: 2
Coding region: 45-434 (129 amino acids)
Cellular component (GO): nucleus
Source: RefSeq, a predicted model, not a curated record
GAAAACAUAAAAAUAGAGGACAAAAUGAUGUACUGUUGCAGUUUAUGGAGAAGUAUCCCGACAUCGCCAGAGGGUUUACCAAACGAGAAAAGGCGCUUGUGGACUCCCUUUGGCAACAAUUAGCAGAGUCGCUUAACAGCGCAGGCCCGCCAAUAAAGGAUGUGAACGGUUGGAAGAAGAUAUGGACGGACUGGAAAAGCGAAGUGAAAAAGAAGUUGGCGCAGAAUAAAAUCGAAGCCCGAGCCACUGGUGGAGGACCAUUUUCUAAGUAUACAUUGAACCAAACGGAGGAAACCAUUGUACGCAUUUGUGGAAUGGCUCAGAGUGUUGGAGGGGUUUCGGAACUAUCAUUUGGUCUCGAGGAAGAAUAUUUAAUAUCAAGCGAUGUGAUAAAACUUCACAAUUUUCCUCGUAAACUUCUGUGGAAACGGUGA